GAUUAAUUGCUAAUUAAUCAAUCAACUGACUUUACCACACAAAAUAUUCGAUUUUGUUAUAUCUGGCAUUACUUUAUGAGCACAUACUUCUACUAAGCAACUCUGCUGAUUAUUAACAACCCUGUACGUAAACAUUUCUUGAAAGUUUGUCAGACGGCUGCAGGAUUUUUGGCGCGGUAAUUAUUGUCGCAAUUAAUUGGUUUACUGUUGCGUUGAUCGCGCAUAAUAUUUUACAAAACUUUAUCAUAUAGAACAUACGUUAUGUUUAAAAAAACUGUAAAAAAGAAAAGCAGCAACAGCGCCUUACCUAUUUCCAAUAGUAAGGUAACGGAAUCUAAAAAAGGUGUUAUAAAAAAAAUCUCUAGUAAAACUGCUGUAGAUUCAAAGAAAGACUCGCCGAAUGACAGAAAUACAUCGCCUGAAGGAAAUAAAUUAGUUAACACACACAGUUUAUCUACUCCAAGAAAAAGUGUCCGAAACAAUUUGGAAAAAACGAAGAAAAUAGCAGUUGAAGAAAAAAACAAAUCUGUUAAACAUAAAAGUUUAUCAACUCCAAGAAGAAGAAAUACUUCAGCACUGAGCUCCAAAAUAUAUAAAUCUAGGUCAACAUCACAAUUGUGCCAUACUCCAACAUCUACAAGAAUUAUUGAUUCGGUAUCGAACAUUAAUAAAAGGCAAAAUACAAGGAAAAAUUAUAAAAGUAUGCCAAAACUAACGUCAUCUACGAAAAAAACAAAACCAUCAGUUUCCGAUCAGACAAAAAAAUCAGCGAAUUCAAAACAUAAAUCAGUUGGAAACGGACUUACUGCAAAUAUAUUCAAGGACAAGUUUCAAGGUGACGAUCAACCAAAAAAUAACAUUACUGAGCCUCCAAAUAAACGCUUAAGUCCGAAAAAGUCAAAAGAUGAUCAAUAUUUAAACAAAAAUCAGACCAACACAAAAUUCAAUGGAUCGCAAAAUGUUUUAAGAAAUCGUAGGAAAUUAAAAAAUUCUAGUGCUGAGCUAGAUUUCAUUCCUGCCAGUAAUGAAACUUCUAACGAGGAUGUAAUAUUUGUUACUGAAAAUGGCAUAUCCAAAACUAAUGUUACUGGAGUACAGCACAAGAAUUUAAGUGAACUUCAAAAAAAUGUUUUGAAUAACGUUGAGUUUAAAGAUGUAAAUGAAAAUUUUAAUCUUAAUAAAAACUUUACUGGAAUUCAAUUUAAUGCAACAAAAAAAGAAAGCAAGAGAAGAGAGAAAACUAUAACAGAUCUAAGUUUUGACAACAAUGAAGCUUCUACCGAAGAUGUAAUAUUUGUUGAUGAAAACAUAGCUUGUAAAAGUGUCAUAUCUGUAACUGAUAAUACUGAGGCGCAAAAAAAUGUAAGCGAUUUUACUAAAGUUGACACAAAAAAAGAAUAUCACCAUUUAAAUGCUUACGAAGGUUUAAAAAUUGCUAUAAAAAGUCCUCUAAAAAAACCUAAAAAAUCAAGAACAGCAAGUGGUGAACCAGAUCUCAGUAUCAUAAACAAUAAAACGACUAUCGAAGACAUAAUAUUUUUCGAUGAGAAUAUAUCCUGUGGUAAUACCAUACCUAAGAUUAAUGUUAAUGUAGAUCAGUCAAACAGUUUAAGUGAAGUUUCAAACAGCAUUGAAUCAAAACAUGGUAGCGAUCAUUUGAAAGCUGCUUUUAUAGAUUUAAAUAAUCAGUGUUUAACGAUUACUGCAAAAAUUCCUCUAAAAAGUGAGGAAUUAAAAACAGCUAAUGCUGAAACGGACUAUAGUCUCAUCAACAAUGAAACUUCUAUUGAAGACCUAAUAUUUGUGGGUGAUAACAUUGCUUGCAAAAAUGUAUCUAAAACUGAUGUAAUAGGUGUAUUUUUAAACGAUAAAAAACAAGAACGCUCAAUUCAUGAACAGGAAUGUAACGAGCCAAUAGUAAAUAGUAACGUGUAUUGUACAGUAGCCAAAUUGGAUACUGAUUUAGAUGACGUGGAAUUUACUGGACACAUACAAUUGAUAAACGAGAAUCAGAAUUUUACAGAUUUCGUAUCUGUUGCAAAGUCUUCUUCGCCUAUCAGCAAUGAUAGUGCAAAAGGUUCAUCGAUAGCCAAUGACGAACAUUGUUUGCCAUAUAAAAGUGGUGAUUUACUGUGGGCUCAAAUAUAUAAUUACUGUUAUUGGCCUUGUAUCGCUUGCCCAGAUCCAGAUGGAAAUAUUAUUACGAACAUAAGUUCCAAAAAUUUUGUACAUGUUAUGUUUCUUGCUGAUAAUUGUCGAACAAAUAUGGCGAAAAAUGUUAUGCCAUAUGCAGGAUUAAAAUCCUAUAAAAAACUUGUCGAUGAUAUCGAGAAAACAGAAGGCAAAAAGGCAAUCCAAAAUAAAUGUAUGAUUCCGAAUCGAAAUAGAGAGCAAAAAUGGUAUGAAGCCGUUCGCGAAGCUACUAUUUUAACAAGAGUGGAUCAUUCGGAGCGUUUAGAAGUGCUUAAAGAGAUGUAUGAAAAUACACGAUUAAUAUCAAAAACCAAAAUGAAGCGACGAUUGACAAUGAUGGAAACAUAUGAUGGAGACUCACAAAUAAGAAGAGAUUCUAUAGAUGAUAUGAGUACGGAAAUGGUACCUCUAUCCAAGAGACAACGAUCAAUAUCACCAUUUAGUCCACAAUAUUCACCUAUAAAAGCGAUGCCAAAACGUACAAAACUAAGUCUAGGUGCUGAAUUAAGUAAAGAAGAACCGUCAGAUACUUGGAACUCUACCAACAGCUUAUGCCCUGAUAUUUUCGAAGACCCGAAUUUUAAAAAACUUCAACUUGCGUUGAAAGAAUUUACUACGGAAAGUAAUAUGAAUGAUAAACAUGACGAAAGUUUGCUUAUUUACGCAAAAAAAAUAUGGUCAUUAAAAUAUAUGAAUAAAGUCGAAUAUGAACAACAACUUUAUAAUAGUUAUAGUGCUUCUGAAUAUGGGUCAGUGUUGACCGACAUAGAAAACGAUGGGUCAUCGUCAUCAGUGAAACGCUUAUCAAAUAGGUUGAAACAUAUAGCCUUUCAACGUUUGUCAACGAACUUGAAUCAAAUGAAUACUAAACCGGUUAAUGAGUUAGUAGAGAGAGUACAAGAAGAAAGAGUAAAAAGAGAACCAACUCGUGCAAUAGAAGAAGUUAUUGACGAUUUGUACAAUUUAGAUCAAAAAUAUUUAUUUCGAGGAGUUGGAAAGUUUACAGUUUGUAAGUAUUGUUACAAAGGGGGUGAUAAUAUAAUAAAAUGUGCGAACUGUCGGUCCUGGAUUCAUGUAGAUUGCGCAACUAAUACUCGAAAAAAUAAUGAUGACAGUAAUGUUAGACGUUCAAUAACUCGUAGAAGAUCACGAUCAAACAGCACAACAGAUUUGUCUCUAAACAUAAUUGCAUCAUCAAUUAAUAAAAAUGUAAAUACACAAAAAAAUUUAGCUGUAUCCAGUCAGGAUGCCGUUAACGAUCUAAAUACUGCCAGCACUGAUUAUCAUUUAAUUGAUUCAGAUGUAUUAAUUCAAAGCAAUC
Messenger RNA from Teleopsis dalmanni, 3514 nucleotides. Its product is annotated as probable histone-lysine N-methyltransferase Mes-4. Gene Ontology annotation, biological process: regulation of DNA-templated transcription. Gene Ontology annotation, molecular function: protein binding; histone H3K36 methyltransferase activity. Lineage: Eukaryota; Metazoa; Arthropoda; Insecta; Diptera; Diopsidae. Gene Ontology annotation, cellular component: nucleus; chromatin. The record is from RefSeq and is a predicted model, not a curated record.